ACGUGCUUAAGGAGUUCAGAUGGCUUGACUGAUGUCGAAAUCCCUUAAACCUCCGUGAAACCUCAAGCAACUCCCCCAAGACUUUAUUUCUGAGUUAUAGAAGGGAUUGCAGAGGAAAUCACAGAUCGUGGCGGUGGGAGAGGGAACGGAGGAAAAACAUUGCAAGGAGGAUUUGGUUUGGUUUUUUAAAUUCUAGCAACCCGUGAGAGUCUUCCAUUGGAAGUCUAAGUCUGGGAGCCUUCCUCCAGUACCGGAGAAGCCCCGGCAGUAGCCCAGCUCACGCGGAGCAGGCAUGGAUGGGAAGAAAUGCAGCGUGUGGAUGUUUUUACCCCUUGUUUUCACCCUAUUUACUUCAGCCGGAUUGUGGAUAGUAUACUUCAUAGCCGUGGAAGAUAACAAAAUUUUCUCUUUAAAUGCGCCCGAAAGGAAACCUGGUCAGAAACAUGCACCCUAUAUAAGUAUUGCAGGUGAUGAGCCUCCUGCAAGUUGUGUGUUCAGUCAAGUGAUGAAUAUGGCAGCAUUUCUUGCCUUGGUGGUAGCUGUUCUCCGAUUCAUACAGUUGAAACCCAAAGUUUUAAACCAAUGGCUAAACGUGAGUGGCUUGGUGGCCUUGUGCCUGGCUUCCUUUGGAAUGACAUUACUCGGUAACUUUCAGCUCACCAACGAUGAAGAAAUCCAUAACGUAGGCACCUCCCUAACUUUUGGAUUCGGUACAUUGGCUUGCUGGAUCCAGGCCGCUUUGACACUCAAAGUCAACAUCAAGAAUGAGGGUCGGAAGAUUGGCAUUCCCAGAGUGAUUCUAGCAGCGUCCAUUACUCUCUGUGUGGUGCUCUAUUUUAUCCUCAUGGCCCAAGAAAUCCACAUGCAUGCAGCCCGGAUUCAGUGGGGCCUAGUGAUGUGCUUCCUGUGUUACUUUGGCACCUUCGCUGUGGAGUUCCGGCAUUACCGUUACGAGAUCGUCUGCUCCGAGUACCAAGAGAAUUUCCUGAGUUUCUCUGAAAGCUUAUCAGAAGCAUCUGAGUAUCAAACCGACCAAGUGUAAUUUGACUUACUUUGACCUCCUUGGUGACCAUGGGGAAGAAGGGUUAGGGACUGACACAGGCACAGGAUGUCACAUAUGAUUUACGAUACCUGACACAUACAACACACAUACACACAUCUGUUCACAACCACUGUCACUAAAGGGGCCUCUUUUUUGGAGGGAUUGUUUCUUUAAAGGGGGGAAUAAAAAGACCACAGCCUUUACAUGAGGACAUGGAAACUCUUGCAUCUUCAACACACACAACAGACAGAGAAGCUUUUGCAAGACCAUAUUUUUCUCCCCUUGCCUGUCCCCUUUUCCCAGCCCUCCCCACUACUCUGUUCUCCUUAUCUACUAUCGUUGCACCAUUCAUACCCUUUCCUGUUAAGUAGGGUCAAUCCAAUGGAGAAGGUACCAACUCCCUAAGUCUUGUUUCACAUCUAAGGAAGAUUGAAACAAGCCAGUCAACCUGGAUGGUUUUCAUAAUGGAUGACCAAAUUGUACAAAGAAAAAUGCCCAGGCGUUGGGGGUUAGGGGAGGUCAGGGAGGGAAUCCCCCAAGCGCUGAGCCUGUUGUCCUAUCUAACACUCCAUUGUGACUUAAAAGCGGAGCAACCUGUGUUCCAAUGAAAAAAUUAAUUUUAGAGAGAAAAAUCUAGGACAGAUUACAGAAUUAACAUUCAUAUGAAACGAGGUGACGAUGCGGUUUCAUUUUUAAAUGCGCUUUUUGUUUCUCUGCUUCUCAAAAAUUGCCUUGGUAUCACUUUGGACAGAAAAGGAUCUUAACAUACAGAUGUCUGCCUUGUAUUGGACCCAACCAUAAUGAGGUCAGAUUCUUAUCCCCUGGAGGCUUAAUUUACUGGGAUUUUUCUUUCCGUUAGAAGAAACUAAGAUGACUUAUGGUAAAGGAUGAGUGAUAAAGAAAGACCAAAAAGAUCUAGAGGCUGUCUCAGAUUAGGUUAUUUUAGCAAGAUCGAAAGCAACAGAGUUCUACUCUUUGAAAGAAGCUCAUGAAACACUCAGAAUCUGUUUCUUGUUCUUCUUGUUGGCCCAGCAUUCUUUGGAUUUAUGGCUCCUGGAGUGACUGGGAAUGGCGGUGGCCACAACUCAAACAUACAUCCAUCUAUGCCUGCGUGUUAUUCUAGCAAAUCCCCUGGAUGGCUCAUAGGAGCUGUGGGAUUUUACAGAACUUUGAAAAAACACUGCUUUGGAUCCAAUGAAAGGAUCAAAGGAUCAGCAAAAAUCAUUAAA
Molecule: messenger RNA, 2271 nt
Organism: Dromiciops gliroides (monito del monte)
Lineage: Eukaryota; Metazoa; Chordata; Mammalia; Microbiotheria; Microbiotheriidae
Gene: TMEM150C
Product: transmembrane protein 150C
Exons: 8
Coding region: 293-1042 (249 amino acids)
Source: RefSeq, a predicted model, not a curated record